AUGGCCAUCAUCUCAGAAGCAUUGAUCUCAGUCUGGUCACAUCUGCCAGCCAUCCUCGUCACCCUUGUUAUAUUUCACUUUACGCGCAAAUAUCUCAACCCAGGAUUAACGUCCAUCCCCGGGCCAUUACUAGCGAGGAUAACGAACCUCUGGAGGUUCAUCGAUGUCGCCAAUGGCCGUUCAGAAGUGACGCUCCAUAACCUUCACCAAAAACACGGGGACUAUGUUCGACUAGGACCCAACGUGGUCAGUGUGCGGAAUUUGGAUGCCCUGAAAACAAUAUAUGGUAUUAAUAAAGGAUAUCAAAAGACAAACUUCUAUUCUGUUCAGCAGCAGCUUGUCAAAGGAAGACCAACGCCUACACUAUUUACUACAACUGAUGAAGUCUUUCAUGCUGCUAUUAAAAGACCCGUCUCGUCAGCUUACUCAAUGAGUACUCUGACUGAAUUCGAGCCUUUUGUCGAUAAGAUCAUUCAUACUUUAUUUGGGAGAUUGGAUGAGUUCGUAGCUGAAGCAAAAGUCUGCGAUAUUGCUGCUUGGCUACAGUACUAUGCAUUUGAUGUCAUCGGAGAAUUGACAUUUAGUAAACCACUCGGGUUUCUUGAGAAAGGGAAUGAUGUCGACGGAAUCAUCGUCGCAUUGGAGCAUACGCUUGACUAUGUCGGAAAGAUCGGGCAGAUGCCAUGGCUUGACUACCUUUUCAUCAAGAACCCUCUCAGAAGCUUCUUGACGGGGGGAUCGACCGGGGCUGUGGCUCGCUUUGCUCGCGCAAGACUAGACGAACGAUUGAAGCAGAAAAGCACACCAGUGGCCAAGACACACCAAGACUUUCUCGAUCAUUUUCUGAAAGCGAAAGACGAGCAUCCGACUAUUGUGGAUGACAACCAAGUCCUCUCAUAUACGAUCAGCAAUAUGAAUGCUGGCUCCGACACAACGGCGAUAUCUCUCCGAGCAAUACUUUAUUACACCCUCAAGAACCCGCCAGUAAGUAUAAAGCUGCACCAAGAGCUCACCAUUGCCUUGAAAGAAAACCGGAUCUCGGUACCUGUCUCAUGGAAGCAAAGCCAAGAGCAACUCCCUUACCUCGAUGCCGUGAUUAAAGAAGCAUUACGUCUUCACCCGGCCGUGGGAUUGAUGCUUGAGCGAGUUGUGCCCGCCGAGGGACUCCAGCUUCCUGACGGCGGCCCAUUCCUACCGGCCGGGACGAUAGUUGGUGCGAAUCCGUGGAUAGUACAUCGUCAUCGGGUCUUUGGGGAGGAUGUGGAGUCGUUUGUUCCGGAACGGUGGCUCAAAAUGGAUACCGAGUCCGAGGCCAAUUUCCUGGACAGAAAGCAGAAGAUGCUUCGUGCGACGUUCACUUUCGGAGCUGGACCGAGGACCUGCAUUGGUAAGAAUAUCAGUCUGCUGGAGAUUUAUAAGCUGAUUCCAUCGCUGUUUCUGAGAUACAAGAUUGAAUUCAAUGAUCCUAGUGCAGAAUGGGAGAUUGUUAAUGCGUGUAGUAUCAUGAAGUUGGACAGCGGCGACCAGGGGAAGGACUCGAAAGAGCGACUCACUCUUUAUUUUAUCUAG
This is a messenger RNA of Penicillium roqueforti, 1569 nucleotides long. Its product is annotated as cytochrome P450. Bases 1 to 1569 code for a protein of 522 amino acids. The transcript has 6 exons. Gene Ontology annotation, molecular function: monooxygenase activity; oxidoreductase activity, acting on paired donors, with incorporation or reduction of molecular oxygen; heme binding. The record is from RefSeq and is a predicted model, not a curated record. Lineage: Eukaryota; Fungi; Ascomycota; Eurotiomycetes; Eurotiales; Aspergillaceae.